GUCAUACGUUCCUUGAAUACAACAAUAGAAUUCAAAUUCAUGGGAAAUCUUACCUGAAGAGACGUGGUUGAUCGGUUCUCCUCAUUGCAGCGGGCUGAAUCACUGAAACCCCCUUAGCCAACGCAUGUCCAUACAGCGCUCCUCUUUUUGGGAAUUGAAUAUCCACCUUCGACCCACUACUGGCCACUCUGGGUUGGAAAUUGUGGGUAUAGUCAUCCUUGGAUGGGACGCUGCCAUUUUAUAACGUCGACUGAUCCUCGAUCUGCCACUGUUGGAAACUCUUUAUCUUCAUUUCCUUCUGUUUACGUGCUUUGAACCCUUCCACUGUCCACUUGCUUUACCGUAAAUCUUCCGAAACACUCCGUUGGCACGAAAUUUCAAAUCACUACAAAUUUUCCAAUCAUGUCGCGCACGAGAGUCUUGCUGGUUGGAGCAGCCGGUGAGACUGGCGGCUCAAUCGCAAAUGGACUCCUUGAGAACCCAAUAUUUGAAGUCUAUGCGCUUGUUCGUCCCCGAUCGGUCCAAAAACCUGCCAUUGUUUCCCUUCAAGAACGAGGUAUCCAAGUGCGCAAAUGCGAUCUGAGAGGCUCAGAGGAGUCACUCGCCGAAGCACUUACAGAUAUCGAUAUUGUCAUCAGCUGUGUCGGCCCCGCCGAACAACAAGACCAGAUUCCUCUUGCAAAGGCUGCGAAGAAGGCCGGCGUCAAGCGGUUUGUCCCAUGCGGAUUUAUCACAGUGGCUCCGCCCGGCGGCAUCAUGUGGUUGAGAGAUGAGAAAGAGACUGUUUACAAUCACAUCAAACAACUCUGGCUUCCGUACACCAUUGUCGAUGUUGGUUGGUGGUACCAGCUUUCGUACCCUAGACUCGAGUCCGGACGAGUAGACUAUGCUAUGACCACGGCAAACAACGAGAUUGUGGGGGAUGGCAACACCCGCACUGCCUUGACAGAUCUGAGAGAUAUCGGACGCUACAUUGCCAGAAUUAUCGUGGAUGAUCGGACAUUGAACCGGAUGGUUUUCGCGUACAACACAGUUGUGACCCAGAACCAGAUUUACGAUUUGCUCGAAGAGAUAGGCGAGGAGAAGAUUCAAAGAAACUAUGUUUCGGAAGAGACCGUCUACACUCGAGUUCUUGCGGCCCGCCAGUCUAGCGAGACCUAUCCCUUUGACCCAGUGAAGUUCAUUCCUCGAUACCUCGCCGAAUACCAAUUGUCCUGGGGUAUUCGCGGCGACAACAACCCGGAAUACGCGAAGUAUCUGGGCUAUCUGGACGCGAAGGAGCUCUAUCCCGAUUUCAGACCAACCGACUUCCGUGAGUAUCUCGAGUCGGUUGUUAGAGGCACCGCGAAGGGUAUCUACACAGACCGUACCAUCUCGAGAGCUCAGCAGCGGGAAUUCCCACGGACGGAGUCUAGUGACUCGCUGUACACUCGGAUCUUCCCCAGGGCUGAGUCAAGCGAUUCGCUAUACAUGAGCAGAUAAGCGGUCCUUUCCAUGUCGAAACAAGUAUCAGCGGCGACAGAAGGCGACGCUAGACGUGCCCUGUGAGCCGCGCCACGUUUCAUGUAUUUACGAUUUUGCGUCGUCCGGGGCAGACUGGCUUUGCUCUGGUCCUGAGACUCGCCUCAUUGUUUCUCCUCUUAUGUGAUUCACCCCUCGGUUUUUAGACUGUGCUGGCGUUUGACUUGUAUUGAUGUCUUUAUUAUCCUUUUGUCCCCUUUCUAUUCUAGACGGCUGGCUAUAGGGGAAAGUCGGGAAACAAUCAUUGAUACCACCACCUCUACUUUAUGACCGGGUCCAACAAAUCAUAGAACUGUGUUUUUUUCUAAGAUCAACCAUCUUCAAUC
Molecule: messenger RNA, 1847 nt
Organism: Aspergillus novofumigatus IBT 16806
Lineage: Eukaryota; Fungi; Ascomycota; Eurotiomycetes; Eurotiales; Aspergillaceae
Product: aromatic alcohol reductase
Exons: 4
Coding region: 403-1482 (359 amino acids)
Molecular function (GO): oxidoreductase activity
Source: RefSeq, a predicted model, not a curated record